CGCUGAUCUCCUCCCCAUGCUACCCCUCCACAUGGUUCUUAAGCACACUCUUGAGCUGUCACUCUCACUCACUUGCCAGUCAAUUUGACCAGAGAUUAGCAAAGGCAGUCGCCCAGGUGAAAUUGAUGGCCCUCUAUCGCCAACCAGAACGCCGUGGCUGAAACUUGAUGGUUGUUGGUUGAUCUUCAUUUAUUACAAGAGGAUUGGUCGCCGGAGUUGUUGCCCCAGAACACAAAUUAUCCUCCUUUGGAACUAUUCAUCUCACUACCGUUUUGGGCAUCUUUAAAAAAAAAAAACUGACAUCAUCACCGAAGAAAGGUAUUAAACACCAUGGUCGGCUCGUCAACAGUCCCCCGGACCAGCGCGUCUCUGACACCCUUCACGAUUCUAGACAUUCUCGGUGCCCGUCGUAGUUCAGAGGGCAGCUCAUCGGGAGGAGAAGGACCACUUCCACCAUCACCAGUGAAGCAAUGCCGGCGACUCGUUCCAGCACCGACAGACCCAGCCGCAGCAUCGGGGCUCAAGAUUCGAAUUCCCCCCACCACGUCCGAGCGGAUGGACGCGGUGCUUUUCCCGGCGUUUGUACGGCACGCUGAGCAGUUAUCAUUGGAACACAUUUCCCACCAUAAACUCCCUUCACACCACAAUCUUCAAGCACCAAGAGAAGAGCUCACAAGAUGCCUGUACUCCUCCGACGUCGAGGACAGUCUCCUACACGAAAGACUCGCUUCUCACCAUCACCACAAAGAGGGUAUGGAAAACUCUUCAUCCGGGGAGGAGAAUCAACGACCGGAAUCAAGACUAAUUCAUUCAGAUGAUGGUGUGAUCGAAGAGGAUGAAGAUGACGACGGUAAAUCGCGUCGUUCGACCGGGUCAACGUCGUCUUCAUCGACGACGUCAUCCUCACAGAAGGAGGGACGCAAGAAGCGCUCUAGGGCAGCGUUCUCCCACGCACAGGUCUUCGAGUUGGAGAGGCGAUUCGGACACCAGCGGUACCUCUCCGGACCAGAGCGAGCCGACCUGGCCGCGGCCCUCAAGCUCACCGAACAACAGGUGAAAAUCUGGUUCCAAAACCGACGCUAUAAGACUAAGAGAAAGCAGAUGGCCGUGGAUAUGAUGUCCCCUCCCCCGGCUAAGAAGGUAGCCGUCAAGGUGCUGUUCAGAGACAUGCCGGUGCAUUCACCGUUUUUCCCGGAGAACACUCUCCCGCUAUCCCCUGCUUACCACGGACUCGUCAGCCAGUUUGGAUGCCACACGUACCCGCCCAUAUGUGGACACACACCUUAUCAAUUAAACAGUCUGCUCUUUGGGCAAUAAGCCACUCUGAGACAUGGUUGACACACUUAUAUGACAUUAGGUUUGGGUAAAUUACACCUAAACCAAAACAGUACACUCUUAUAGUGUCCGCCAUACCUCAAAAAGGCUAAUAACUAUCGAACAAUACCAACCAUCAAAAUGGCGAAUUACGUUCUUAUUGUAAAUAGAUAUUAACUAAGUAUGCUUAUUAUAUUGUACAUGAAUUUUUAAAAAUCAUAUUGAUCAGUAAAAUCUGUACAAUGUAGAGGUUAAAUAUUUAUCUGUUGGAUUGAAAGGAGGCGGGACAAAGGGACAAUUAUUUCCCGUUUACCAAAGAGGCUUCCACCAUGCUUUCGUGAACUUUACUUUAUUCCAAUUUUACUUACUGCACGAAAAACUACGCACACUUAAAACGCAUGUAAUACCGGCAAAACCGGACUCCACAAAAUUGCAUCUUUGUAUCUUGAGCAUUCUUUAAGUUGACGAAAUUACCAAACCCGAUUAGAAAGUUGGACAUGUUUUGUUAUGUAAGGCCAACUUAUAAAAAGUGUCAUGUUUAGCCAAUGCAAAAUUAUUGCGUAAUAAACUUGUGUUUCGUUUUUGAACAGCGAAUCAUUUGUUGCCCGACAGGCCUUUUGUUUUCGGAGUUAACGAAAUAUUAAGGUUUUUUUGGUCUUGCCCGGGGCAAAGAAAUCGAUGAAAGAGUCGUUGUAGUGUAUUCAAUGUAUAACACAAUAUGCAUUGUUGUGUUUAAAACAAAGGAGAAAAUAUUCUAAAAUCAGUCUUUGUUUGAUCAACGCAUCCUCCAGAAGACAUUCUUCCACAAAUAGGUCAAAGUUUAAUCGCGGCAUGUUUUUCGAAUGUGGUUUUUGCCUUUGGCUUCACAGGCUUGUGUCAAAACCGCAGAAGUAUUUUUGCUAUUCAAAAAAUCCAUCCAGAUUUGUUUGCUUGGCUGUUCGUGUAAAGUCUAUUUAUUGUUUCCCCCAUCUGCUUCUUCGCCCACUCGACUAUAAAGAAAAUCUAAACUGGAAAAGGCUUGUUUCCUUUUUAAAAAUAGUUUUGAUGAUGGGAUCUAUCGAUGAACAAAUAAUAACAUGUUUUGCAAACAAUUAACUAGUUGACUAACAUCUUCAACAUUGAAUACUUAUAUUCUGAACGACCGUUUCAUCACAAUCAAGCCAGCCCUUCCACUUGUUAAUCGCCUUUUUUUCUUUUCCCCUGAGCACAUUCAACGGCGCACCCAAGGGGGGGGGGGGGGCU
This is a messenger RNA of Asterias rubens (European starfish), 2556 nucleotides long. Its product is annotated as homeobox protein HMX3-like. Gene Ontology annotation, biological process: cell differentiation; regulation of transcription by RNA polymerase II. NCBI's taxonomy places the organism in Eukaryota, Metazoa, Echinodermata, Asteroidea, Forcipulatida, Asteriidae. The transcript is spliced from 2 exons. Gene Ontology annotation, cellular component: nucleus. Gene Ontology annotation, molecular function: DNA-binding transcription factor activity, RNA polymerase II-specific; RNA polymerase II cis-regulatory region sequence-specific DNA binding. The coding region runs from base 331 to 1317 and encodes 328 amino acids. The record is from RefSeq and is a predicted model, not a curated record.